UCACACACACACACAAACACGUGUGCAUAUACAUUGAUGGAGUGGCUGUCUCUCUCUCUCUUUGGCGCACACAUCUUCUCUUCUUUCUAUAUCUGGUAACAGUCAACACGCGUCUGUGAGCACCUCCAGGCACAGAAAUGGCAACGGAAAACUUAGAUAAGCAGAAAACUAUCGCUCUCCGAAAGAAACAUGUUGGACCGUCCUGCAAAGUGUUCUUCAGUCAUGACCCUAUUAAGAUUGUGAGAGCAAGAGGACAGUACAUGUACAACGAAAAAGAUGAGAAAUACCUGGACUGCAUAAAUAACGUUGCACACGUGGGUCAUUGCCAUCCAGAUGUGGUUGAAGCAGGAGCAAAACAAAUGGAGUUUCUCAACACCAACUCUCGCUUCCUACAUGACAAUCUGGUCCUGUAUGCUCAGCGUCUCCAAGCCACUCUUCCUGAAAAGCUCUCCGUGUGCUACUUUGUCAACUCAGGGUCUGAGGCAAAUGAUCUGGCCCUAAGGCUGGCCUGGCAGUACACCGGCCACAAAGACAUCAUCACACUAGAGAAUGCCUACCACGGUCAUGUGUCAUCGCUCAUUGAUAUCAGUCCAUAUAAGUUUCAUCAGAUGGCUGGUGCAGAGCCAAGCCAACAUGUGCACGUGGCUCUCAGUCCAGACAUUUAUAGAGGCACAUACUGUGAGGACCACCCUGACCCAGCCAUGGCCUAUGCUGAAAAUGUCAAAGAUAUAAUCGAGCAGGCCCAUAAAAAGGGACGUAAGAUUGCCGCUUUUAUCGCCGAGUCACUGCAGAGUUGCGGAGGGCAGGUCAUUCCUCCAGCGGGAUAUUUCCAGAAAGUGGCACAGCAUGUGAGAAAUGCAGGAGGCAUUUUCAUUGCUGAUGAGGUCCAGGUGGGCUUUGGCAGGGUGGGCACCCACUUCUGGGCCUUCCAGCUGCAGGGAGAAGAUUUUGUACCAGAUAUUGUUACAAUGGGCAAACCUAUUGGAAACGGCCAUCCGAUGUCAUGUGUGAUCACCACCAGAGAGGUCGCCGAAAGCUUCAUGUCAUCUGGAAUGGAGUACUUCAACACAUUUGGUGGUAACCCAGUAUCAUGUGCUAUUGGACUGGCGGUGCUGGAUGUAAUUGAGGAAGAUCUCCAAGGCAAUGCCCUGCACGUCGGAGGUUACCUGACUCAGCUUUUGGAUGAUCUAAAGAAAAGACACCCUUUGGUGGGUGAUGUGAGGGGGCGUGGCCUGUUUAUUGGGUUGGAGCUGGUAAGAAACCGGGAUAAGAGGACACCUGCCACAGCUGAAGCUCAAGAUGUUAUUUACAGACUAAAAGAGCAGCGGAUACUGCUCAGUGCUGAUGGCCCACACCGCAACGUUCUGAAGUUCAAGCCUCCCAUGUGCUUCUCCAGAGAGGAUGCUGAACUCGUCGUGGAGAAGAUUGACCAAAUUCUGACAGACCUAGAAAAGACUUUGGGCCUCCAAAUGUCUGAAGCGGUAAUCUCAGAGAAUGGACACACCAAGAGAAAGGAACCCAGUGAUGAAAACGGCCUCGUUCACCCUUCGAAUGGCAGCAGCCACAAGCGCACCGGCACACUACCUCAUGACAAAAAAACCAAAAGGCUAAAAUCCAAAUGAAACGUCAGGGGACAGGCUAACGGUUUUCAAUUACAGACUAUUUUAAUUACAUCUGUAACCAUUUUUUCCAUGUUUUAAUGGAUCUAAAAUACACUGUAUAAGGAUUGUUUUGCCAUAUACUGUAUUUUAGUGGUGCCAGUCAGAACUGUAUCAGUGUUUUUGAUUUAUGAGUAAAAAUGACCUCAGAGCAAAAUAAACCUAUUCAAUAUUAUCAUUAAGAGCUGUUUUAGCUUUUCACGCGUGCUUUUGGAAAGCUAUAAAGCACUAAACCAUAAGAAUUUUUUCUUUACAUGGCUUUAUCUGUGUUGUGGCCAUCGAAUUGAAGGACGUAUUUUUAGCGCUGAGCGGUUUUGUGGUAAUGGUUUGCAUGCAUCUAUGCCAAAUCAGGCACUUUAAGUGCACCUUCAACACUGCUUGUUUUGCAGCGGCCUGCUCAACUGUAUGCAUACCUGAGGAAACGCUCACUCAGCAGGUCCCGCUGAUGUCUGCCGCAGUAAAACAGCUAAUAGAAAACACUCUACACGACAUAAAAGGCAGCACAGUAGGAAGGAGGAUGUGGAAUCUAAUAUCUUUUCUUACGAUAUUUAGAAAAAAAAAUGUGGAAGACAACUACACCACGGAUACAUAACAUCAGUGUCACCACAUUUAAGCUUCUGGCCUCUAAUACAUUUCCCAUUUCCCAAAAAAACAUUUGUUAAAGCGUGAUUAGAAACACGACGAGGACAUAAAGGCUGUGUUGGGUUAUUUGAAUUUUGUCACGGAAAUUGCGUAUAAACCAGUUAAACGUUUUCAUGGUCGUACAACGAAUUUGUACCCGUGUCGUAUCACGCCGUGGACGAGCGCUUUGCUUCGAUGGAGGCCUGCGCCAUCUUCUGGCAAAACGCGGGAAUUCAUUCGGCGCGCGACACUCAUUAUGGGGGCUCUCUAGCCUCGAGUAAAUCUGAACCUUUAGCACGUGUACGUCUGCAAAAAGUCUGUUAAAGAUCUCAUGGUCGGGAAAACACCUGCUGUCUACAGACAACGUGGCAGACAUCUUUCAAAAGAUUUACAUACAUUCGAAAUCAUCUCGAAGGAGAGGUCCAACAGACAUAUUGCAAAUAAGUGAACAACCUAAAUAAUGUCUUGCAGAUGUAAAUGCAGACAGCUCCUAGAUGUACGUGCGCUGUCAGGGAGUGUAUAACGGUUGUACACUCGUUUUUGCAGUGCAUUGUGGGAUUGUAUGAGCGCACUCCAGAUAGUCAACUAUAGUUUUGGACACCACUUUAAAAAGGCUGUCCUUGCAAAUAGGGGGCGAUUUCGAAUGCAUCCCAGGAACAUAUUCUUGGGUUGGAUGAACUCGGAUGUGUUUUUGGAACUACAUACCUUUAGUAAGGACGGUUUAGGGUUAAUCAAUCGAAAGUUCAGGGCUGACGGUAAGUUAAGCAUGCUUUCUGGAAUACACCCCAUUCCAUCCCAGAUCCAUCCAGUGAGCUCCCUAACGGUUGAAUGUUUUAAAGCAUUCCAGGUGACUUCCGGUCUUUGCACUUGUCCGCAUAUGACAUAUUACCUGUAUUUGUACAAAGCGUCUUAAGUAAGGAUGAAGACCUGAUGAAAUUUACCCGAUGGGGCACAUGUAUACUGUUGUAAAAAUGAAAGUGUUAUGCAGAAUCGAAUAUCUUUUCUUACAAUUUUGAAAAAAAUAUAUACGGUUCUGCAUAUAUAUGUGAGAGAGAGCGAGAUAGAUCAUCGGUUUAUAUUAAAAUAAUUAAAAACAUAACCAAGACCCGGUAUAGUUCAUCCGUCAUGGAUCCCACACCUUCAAAUGUAUUUCAAAGCAAACAUAACAUCGGGGGCUUUAACUCUACAGUAUUCUAUGCAUUUUUAAAUAGGAUUUUAUUGUAAAUAACCAAUUUAUUUUUGUUAUAAAAUAAAGUAUUUUAAAAAAAUAAAAACAAAUGGUUUCAAAGUUGUGUGUGUUGUGUGUUUAUUAUAGAAAAAAACUGCACAUCAAGCAGCCAUAUUUAUGAACAGGCCGUCUACAAAAUAACAGUUAUGCAAAAUGGAUAUCAAUACAAUAUUGACCAUCCGGUGGACUUUUUACAAGAAAAUGUUUUAACAACGCUGAGAAGGAAAUGUAGCACAUUUUCAUGCACCUGUAUGGUGAGGGUCCUUCUAGACAAACGUGUGCACAAAAUAAAAAAAAAUGAAUGAAAUUCUGCAGUGGG
Molecule: messenger RNA, 3826 nt
Organism: Puntigrus tetrazona (Sumatra barb)
Lineage: Eukaryota; Metazoa; Chordata; Actinopteri; Cypriniformes; Cyprinidae
Product: ethanolamine-phosphate phospho-lyase-like
Cellular component (GO): mitochondrion
Molecular function (GO): ethanolamine-phosphate phospho-lyase activity; transaminase activity; pyridoxal phosphate binding
Source: RefSeq, a predicted model, not a curated record